UCCAAUGCAUCGUCGAAUGGAUGGACAAAACAAAUAAUAUCUCAGCCGGUACAAAUAGAAGAGAUCUCUUUAUCUUCUUUUAAGCUAGUAGUAUUUAUGUUUAUAUUUUCUGUGUAGUCUGUGUAGUUUAUAAAAAUCACACAUUAGAAAUAUAUUUUGUGAAUGCUAAUAAUAGCGAUGAAGGAAUAUCUCAGUUUUUAGAGAAAAGCAUUGAUUUGAGAAAUAUUUAUAUCUUUAUAGACUCUGCCGGAGAUCAGAAGCAAAAUUAUAUAUUAAUAUGGCACUGUACCUGAAACAGGACUUUUCACCGCCGAUUUUAUCACGGAGAUGGAUCGCUAUCAAAUUUAGACCGAACAUGCUAGUCCACAACAGGAGACACAUCGAGGCGAUCCUCGAAAGUGGCCUGUUGUUCAGAGAGGACAGUGUGUCAGUGGAACAGGAGACUCCGACGGGCGGAGAGGUGUGGCGCGCGGCGGGGGGCGCGCGCGGGGGCGCGCUCACGCGGGGGGAGGGGGCGCUCGCGGCCGUCGCUGUUGGCGUCGCGUUGGUGAUGUUUCCUCCUAGAGGCUUCCACCGCUCAUCGCUACUAAACAUACUAUGUUACACAUCGAUACCGUUACUGGUGCGCUCUGUACACCGCACGCUGAGCCGCGGCGCGCUCGCCAGCUUGUUGGCGAUCAUGCGCGACUAUCUCGCACUCGCGCGCCGGGCGGCCGCGUGCGUGAAAGAGUACGCUGCAUUGCACACUCAAUUGGGUUCAAUAACAUCUAGUAUAGAGUCGUGCCGCACGCUGUUGGUUCGGCAGCAGUCGUCGCUGUGUCUGUUGUUGUCGCGCGCGUCGUCCGCGACACUAGGCAACGCGCCGUGGAUGCGCGCGGACGUCGCUUGGGAUCAUGUCACUAGCGGAGAGGGAGAUCUCACUAAAAUCCACCACGCGUUCCUAGUCGUCCAAUCUACGUUUUUAAAACAUAUCGCGAUGGCUCACUACAUACCUCCUUCAUACGCUCAACGCAUAUACAAAAAUUACAACGAAAGAAUAUAUUGGUUACACAACGCUAUCAUACCACACGUUACCACGGAAUUCGUCGAAAAUUACGAAGCGUUAGACAGAAAGUAUAGGUUAUUAAAAAAUUUUGGCGCCAACGACUCUGACAAUUUAAAAAAGUUAGGGGCGGCCGCGAAAGACAUUUGGCUGUAUAGCGAUGUACAUGGCGGAAUAGCUAAAUCGUGUUUAGAACUCAAAUUGAAUUUAAACAAAUGCAAUACUUUAGACGUUUUUCUAGAUUCGUGCGCGUUACAAAAUCAAGAAUUAGAUUUAGAGAUAUUGAAUAAAGAUUUAGAUGAAAUCGUAGAUGGUGUUACGCGGUGUUUGACAGCGCUGCAAAAUUCGCAAAUUCGUUUGAUGAAAUUAAAAAGUAAAAUCAAGGCGCCUGUCGAGCCGGAGACGAGAUAUGUCGAAAGUGACGUUUCAGAAAAAGACAUUUUGAAAAUAGAAGACAAAGAACCCGUGGUGACAGAUGAGGUUUUCUUUUUCGUGAAAACUGAGGACGAUGAUAAGAUUGUGCAGACAGCCGAGGAUUCUGUUACGGGUCCCGGGAAGAAAGAGAGGAGGAACACGGAGAUUGUGCUGUCUGAAUUGAAAAGGAAGUUGGGGAAGCGGGAGGACGCUAUGCGAGAGAGGGAGAGGCAAGCUCUAGUCAAAACUAUGCCGGAACUCAAAGAUGUUCCGGAAUUUCCGCGGCAGAUAAAAUAUGAAGAAUUUUACGAAAGUAAGGGAUUUAUAGGUAAAUUUAAAAAGAAAUCGCGAAAGCUUAAGUUGUUUAAAAGUUAUAAGAUACAGCACUCGCGUACUAAUAAUAAAAAAUAUGAUUUUAAUAUUAAGAAAUAUGAAAAGGAAAAUGAUAUUCACGAGAUUUAUUAUGAAGCAAAUGAGAAACUCAAUGUCAAAAGUAGAUUAAUAACAUUAUCUUGUGACAACAAACGUCGUGUUGUGACAAAAUGGUGUAAAUUUUCAUAUGUAAAAAUGGCGGAAAAAAUCAAUAAUGUUGACAAUUUAUACAAUUCAAACGAGGAAUCGGAUUUCAGUGGCGACGUCUCUGCAAAUGUUAAAUCAAAUGUCGAAUCUAAAUUCAAAUUUUCGAAACGCGAUCUUGAACUGUCUCCGUCGACAUCGGAGAGCGAUUUUGAAAUAUCGAAAGAAAAGCAACUGGCACUUUUGAAAGACGCGCGUCGCCAUAGAGCUGUGAGGAGAAAAAAUCAUCCUGUCAACCGGGCAGUCAUAGACAAGGAUGUAGACGAGAGUUUGAAGCCCAUAGAGUAUAGUUUCGGGACAGGAAUGGCAAUGGCUUCUAUGCUGCAAGUUAAUUCUAAUGCUCGGAUGCCUCUAAUGGUUCAAGAAGAGGUAUUUAUCGGUGACGGAGAAGUGUCUAAUGACAGCGGCAAUGAUGAAGACGCUUGAAAAAUACUUCUAGAAUUCUGUUCUUAUCGAGUUAAUAUCUAGCUUGGAGCUAACCUAUUCUAACGCCCCACUCACUCCCGGCAAGAUGACGUUCAUUGAAAAUUGAACUUUAUGUCGUCCUCUGUAGACACAUUUUGCAUUGACAACAAAUUAGCGGCGACGCUGUCAGUUCUCGUCUUGACAACGUAAAGUAUGUCUACAGAGGACGAAUUAAAACUCAUGUUUCAAUGAACAUCGUCUGCCAGGUGAGAGACUUUUUAAUAAAAUUGUAUUUUGAUUGAUAAUUAAUUUCAUUAAUAUAUUUCUACAUUCAAUAAUGACUCUAUCAAUAAUCAUUUAAUUAUAAAACACAUAUACUCUAGUAUAAAAAAAUCAGGACACUGUCUCCUUUUGGCGGCAACACUGGGUGUUUAUCAACCAAUCUUGAACAUUCCAUUUGCUAUUGCAAUGGCAAAAAAAAAGCAGUUCGUUCAAAAUCCUUUUUCUACUAUAAAUAUACAUAUGGCUACAAAAAUAUUUAAUAUUAUCUCUAAUUAUUUAAACAAUUUAAUAUUGUUGAAAUAAUAUUAUUGAGUAUUCACUUUUUUCUAGAAGUUUAAAAAAAUCUCCUCUUAUAUAAAUGCUAUUAUUAAAUAUCGGAUUUUUCGAUGAUAAGUUCACUUCAAAUAUCUAUAACUAAUAUAUAUAAUAUGUCAGGAUGACAAAAUUUUAUUCGAAGUCCCUUAUAUUAUUAGAAACACAAUACAUUCACGAUAGAGUAAUAUUUUAGCGAAAAAAAAAUCUUUGCUCGACAGCUACCUCAAAUAUUACGUUUAUGGUGACGACUUCUUAACAAAAGUACUUUCAAAAUUAAAGUUUUUUAUGAUGUUUAGUUAUAUAGGUUUUUUUUUUCAAAUGUACGUUCCAACUGUCAGCACCUUUCUAACGGAUGAGAGAGAGGAUGACAACAACUUUUAGUUUUUAUUAUUUGUCUAAUGCAAUAUUUGCUAUUCUCCAUCCAGUUUUGGAGUCAAAAAGCAUUAGCAAUAGUAAAAAAUAGUAAAUCUCGUAAUUACGUAAUAAAAUAGGUCAGAGAAUUGUAAAAAUAUGUAUAAUCUAGAUAAAAUAGUUAUAUUUAGGAUCAUUGUGAUACGCAGAUUCAAACUUGGAAAGUCCAUUUUAAAUAAUAACGAAACUAUCUAUACAAAUAAACUCAGCCAUGGUAAGAAACUAAAAUUUUGAUUUUAAUUAAUUAGUCAUCACACGUAAUAUUUAAUGUAGCUGUCGAACAAACAUAUCUUUCUUCGCGAACGUUUUCGCACGUUGUGACGUCACUUGUUCGUGUCACUCAGCACGGAGCGUUUGGACGAGUCCGAAAAUGCGUGAUUUUGUUUUUGUCAUAUCUUUGAAAGCAUUGUCAUUAUCACAGUAAUUUUUUCACUGGUGUUUCUAAUGAUACAAGGGCCAUUGUAGAAGACAGCGUCAGCUGGUUCAAAUUAUAUUUCAGCAGAUUUAGCAACCUUUAUUUUUCCAAUAGUUUAUUUUGAACGACACAGUCAAUACAGUUUUUUCUUUAAAAAACCUCAAAACCUUUUGACGUUUUAAGUCAUUGUGGCCAUCGCCAACAGCCUGCUUGCCUGCAGCCUUGAUUAGUCAUCACAUCAAGCGAAAAACAGCAGCCUAUUAUUGUACUUAUUUGAUGAUUUCUAUUCAGAUUCAUUUAUUGCAAUGUCGCAAGUGGAAAUGUUAGAUGUUACAUAGAUAAUAAGUAUGUACAGGUGGUAAUAUAUAUAUAUUUUAUACCCAAAAGUAAGCUAAUUAGGUAUAUCAAAUCCUGAGAACAAAUUUUAUUUAUAUUGUCAACUUUCUAGUUCAAAUUCAAAUCAUUUAUUCAGAAAUCAGACCUUCACAGGCACUUUUUCUCGUGAAUUUUUAUUUUUAUAGUUAUUUCUCACAAGCUACAAACUACUGGCAUUUCGGAACGACCACUGCUGAGAAGAAAUGCCGAAAGAAACUCUGUAUAAUAAGAAUAAUGAUACAAUAAAUAAAUUUGACAAGUGA
Molecule: messenger RNA, 4498 nt
Organism: Plodia interpunctella (Indianmeal moth)
Lineage: Eukaryota; Metazoa; Arthropoda; Insecta; Lepidoptera; Pyralidae
Exons: 6
Coding region: 278-2458 (726 amino acids)
Source: RefSeq, a predicted model, not a curated record